Molecule: messenger RNA, 643 nt
Organism: Python bivittatus (Burmese python)
Lineage: Eukaryota; Metazoa; Chordata; Lepidosauria; Squamata; Pythonidae
Source: RefSeq, a predicted model, not a curated record
CAUUCAUGGAGGAGCAUACGGUGACCCAGACGGAGCACAUGGCAACCAUAGAGGCCCACGCGGUGGCCCAGCAGGUGCAGCAGGUCCACGUGGCCACCUACACGGAGCACAGCAUGCUCAGUGCUGACGAAGACUCCCCGUCUUCUCCUGAGGACACGUCCUAUGACGACUCUGACAUCCUCAACUCCACGGCCACCGAUGAGGUGACUGCCCACCUGGCUGCUGCAGGCCCGGUGGGAAUGGCCGCAGCUGCUGCUGUGGCCACAGGUAAAAAAAGGAAGCGCCCCCACGUUUUUGAGUCCAACCCCUCCAUCCGCAAGAGGCAGCAGACGCGAUUGUUACGGAAGCUACGUGCUACCCUGGACGAAUACACCACUCGGGUCGGGCAGCAAGCGAUCGUUCUGUGCAUCUCCCCCUCGAAACCCAACCCUGUUUUUAAAGUUUUUGGUGCAGCACCGCUGGAGAACGUGGUGCGCAAGUACAAGAGUAUGAUCCUGGAAGACUUGGAGUCAGCGCUCUUGGAGCACGCACCUGCGCCGCAGGAGGUUAACUCCGAGCUGCCACCACUCACCAUCGAUGGGAUUCCGGUCUCUGUGGACAAGAUGACCCAGGUAACCAGCCAGGAGGGUGGAAACUUGGACCA